Messenger RNA from Oncorhynchus tshawytscha (Chinook salmon), 2725 nucleotides. RefSeq names its product butyrophilin subfamily 1 member A1-like. Bases 138 to 2150 code for a protein of 670 amino acids. The record is from RefSeq and is a predicted model, not a curated record. The transcript has 13 exons. Gene Ontology annotation, molecular function: protein binding. Lineage: Eukaryota; Metazoa; Chordata; Actinopteri; Salmoniformes; Salmonidae.
ACAUUAAUCAUUGUAAUAAAAUGCUCUACGGAGAAAAGGAAAGAGUUUGACUGAUUCUCAACAGACUCUCCAUUUUAAACUUGCUGUGGCAGCGUUCAGUUACUUUCAUUGACUCUCCACCCAACCUGACACCACACAUGGAUCCGCCAGAAGGCAAGGAUCCAUUCUCUCCAAAGAGCUCAUUCCAACUCAUCCUCAUCAUCAUUGGGACGAGGCUCAACCUCGACCAUCUUCACCACACCUGCCACCGCAGGUGCAUCAUGGGACCUUUGAUUCAGCAAGUCUGUUUGUUAACAUUCCUCAUCCUCUUUAAUGCCUGUUCAUCUGUUGCAGAUAAGCAGCUUGUUGUCCCUCCUGACCCUGUAGUUACCUCUGCUGGUCAUGAUGUCAUCCUUCCCUGUCACCUGUCUCCUCAAACCAGUGCUGUUAACAUGGAUAUCAGGUGGUUUAAGGAAGGAGAAUUCGCUAGCCCCCUGUACCUGUAUGAUGGUGGAAAGGUAACAGAGGGGAAAGGCUAUGAGGGUAGAGUGAGUGUGUUCACUCAGGAGUUGGAGAAAGGCAAUAUAUCACUGCUGCUGAAUAAUGUCAUGGCUUCUGAAAGGGGAAUCUACAAAUGCCAUGCCAGCUACAUGGACUGGAUUCAGGAACUGCCUGUUGUGCUACAGGUUAAACAGCAGGGCAGUGUCCCCAGGAUCUCCAUGAGGAAGCACCACAGAGUGUUCAUCCAGCUCAGCUGUAGCUCAGAGAACUGGUACCCAGAGCCUGACAUGUUGUGGACAGACAGCAGUGGGAAGGAGAUCACCUCAGCAGAGACAGAGAGACCCAAACAGAAGGAGGGGGGCGUCCUGUACUCCAUCACCAGUCACAUGAGAAUAGGGAUGGACCAACUGGAGGGGGUCACAUGUGUGGUGAUUUCACAGUACCAGGGAACCAAGAUGGAGUCUAAACUGCAGAUGACUGUUGCACAUCCCUGCUGUAGACCAAUGCCCUUAACAAGUGGUCCAGGGUCCAGGGGAUGUUUGUUCAUCAUGUUAGUAAUGUGUAAAGUUCAGACUCAAGAGGAAUUCUACAUGAGCAGUCUGCCUGACAGGGUGUAUAUCUCUGCAUUUAUGAUUCCUGUGUUUUUGGGACUGCUGUGUAUCACUGCAUCUGUGCUCUCCUUAAUCCAUCAGAGAAGAGUUGUUCGAGAAAAACUGAAGCCUUUGGACGAUAUGAAUACAAAAUUAAAAGCUAUGGAUCAAGAGGUCAUCAAAAAGACAGAGGAACUCACUUAUAAGGAUAAGUUAAUGGGAAUUACUGAAACAAUCCCAGACUCUGUUUGGAGCUUGAUGGUUGAUCAUGCAGUGGAUGUGACUUUCGAUCCUGACACUGCACAUCUCAGACUAUCUUUAUUUGAUGAUAACAAAUCUCUCAAAUUUGGAGAAUUAAACGAAAAAAAGGAUUGUGAGAAUUUCAAAGAAAAAGGCAAAGGAAGCGGCAGCAUGAAGUUUAAAGAAGAAAACAAAGAAGAAGACACAGAGCGUUUUGGAGGAAAACCUACAGAAAAUAGUAGGUUAAAUGUUUCAGGAAAAGACAAAGACAAGAAAACUGGAAUAUUUAACAGGAUGAUGAAAAAAGGACAAAACAACAAAGGUACUCUGAAGGUUGAGGAAGUAGGCAAAGAAGAGGCCACUGAGAAUUUAGAAGAAAAAUGCAAAGGAACUAAAAUUAGGUUUAAUCAAAAUACGUGUGUCUUGGGAAAGGAAGGAUAUGACAAAGGUACACAUUACUGGGAGGUUGACCUGGGGAAGAAGAGCCAGUGGAGUGUUGGGAUCGCUCAGGAAACAGAGAAGAGAGACAACAUCCAAAUGUAUCCAGAUACUGGCUUCUGGAGCAUAUGUUACAAAGAUGGAGAACUGAAAACAGUUGAACCGUCUUCCACUUUCCUUCCCAUUGAACUGACACCUGAGAAGCUGGGAGUUUUCAUGGACUAUGAAGGGGGACAGAUAACAUUUUUCAACGUGGAGAAGAAAUGCCACAUACACUCCUUCUGUGGCAAGUUUACUAAGAAACUCUAUCCAUUCUUUGGUCCUUUGAUUGAUUGUAAAGAGGAACUCAAAAUCUCACCUGUGGUAAAAAGAGACAAACCCUCAACCUCCAAGAACUGUUAGUGUAAAUAAUGGAAGAUGACAAAGUCAGUGAAAACAGAAAGGUAUUUAGAACCCAAAGUAUAUUAUAGACACUUAAAUUUAAGAUGAAAAUGUAAAUCCUAAAAUGUUGUUUAGCAUGAAAAGUUAAAGCCGGUGCGCCUGGUACCUUCUACCAUACCCCGUUCAAAUACACCUCAGUCUUUUGUCUUGCCCAUUCACCAUCUGAAUGGAACACGUACACAAUCCAUGUCUUAAUCGUUUUAGGAAGAAGGAUUUUUAAGCAUUGUCUCCCACUUUCAUCUAAACUGGUAUAACAGGUGACAUCAAUAAGGGAUUAUAGCUUCACCUGGAUUCACCUGGUCAGUCUAUGUCAUGGAAAGAGCAGGUGUUCUUAAUGUUUUGUACACUGUGUUAAUCUAUUUAAAUGUAAAGUCGCAGUUGUUUUAAUUACAAUAUGUAUGACAAUAUAGAAUAAUUGACUCACUCACUGUAAUUACGUGUAAUAUUCUGUUUAAAAGCUUUUCACUCACAUUUUUACAAAAUCUGUAAAAAUGUAAACAGUUUUGUGACAAUAAAAAAAGGCAUUUUAAUAAAAA